UUAGCAGUAAUCAGCGUAUACCCAGAAAUAUCUUGCCGAAUAUAGGUGUGUGAGGCUACGUAAUAUAAUGUAUGUAUACUUACACGUAAAACAUGCACUAAAAAGUGUUUGGUCAACAGUUUGCUAAUAACGUAAGCGGAGUUAAUUGAACCUGUACUGCUACCAUGCUUGCUGUUGCUACUUCUAUACCUCUCGUUAUAGUUUUAUGUGUUCUAAAAAUCCAAGGGGAACCAGACACGUACGCGGAAAUUAUCAAUAUUUGUUCCGAGUCUAAUCGAAAUCGGACAACGAGGGUCUCGAUACAAUGCAACGACUGUGACAGUUUGGAAGGCUACCAAGUAAAAGUGAGAGCAAUAUCCAGCAACCCUGAAGAACCGCAUGAGUUUACAGCUACCGUGGAAAACAAACGGCGAGACAACGUUAGAGUAAAGUUAAAGCGAACAGAUGCGGAUACAGGUUGGACGUCGAUGCCAAUAACGCUGAUAUUGGAAGAAAAUACGGAUAUUCGCAACUGUAAGCAAAUACACGAUCAUGGAAACCGAGAAAGUGGAAUAUACAAAGUUUAUUCAUCGAAUCAGAGAAAAUUGACAGUUUAUUGCGAUAUGGACACUGACGGUGGUGGCUGGACGGUGUUUCAACGUCGUGAAGAUGGCUCAGUUAACUUCUAUCGAAACUGGAAGGAAUAUAGAACUGGGUUUGGCGAACCAGACCAGGAGUUUUGGAUGGGUUUGGAUAACCUACACUACUUAUCUGGUGAAGAGAAAUACGAACUUCGUGUGGAAAUGAGGAAUUGUGUAAACGUCACGAAAUACGCUCAAUACAGCUCGUUUAAUGUCGGGCCUCCGCCAACGUUUACGUUAUCCGUGCAUGGCCACAGCGGAACAGCAGGAAACUCGCUCGCCAUACACAACGGACAACCUUUCUCAGCAUACGACAACGACCAAGACAUUUAUGGAUCAAACUGUGCGUUUCGUGAUAAAGGGGCAUGGUGGUAUAAAGGUUGCCAUCACGCCAACUUGAAUGGGCUUUACCAGCCAUGCAAGGUUGCCUGGACCUCGGCAUCUUGGUAUUCAUUUGAUGAUGAACAUCAAGGGUUGCGUUUUAUUGAAAUGAAAGUCCGGCCUUUGUAAAAUACGGAUCGGUUUCUUUUAAGCAAGUUUAAUGGAACUAAGAAACUUUUUGUAUAAAUCAAAACAUCGAAACGACAGUGUAUAUAACACAAUGUAAAUAAAAAAACCAUACAUAUACAAUAACACAAUCACCUGUACGUUUUGAAACUUGUAAGCUGGCAUGAGGUGUGAAACAACACUCAAUAUAUUAACUUGAUUAAAACAACGAAGACAUUUUUUCAGCAGUAAAACGACAGUUGUUAAAACAUACUAUGGGCAUAAAAACUUCUUGAGUUAAAUAUAUAAAUAAAAGCGAGGAUGGUAAACUUAGAUAAUAUUAAUCAGGUCUAAUAUUCCCACCAAUAUAAUUCGAUUCACGUCAAACUUUGCCAGCUAUGUUUCGUCUUAAACGAUUAAUGCAACUUAUUUACGUCAUUUAAAUUCCUAUAAGUGUACCUGCCAAACCACAAGUCAUAUUUCAGCCUCAGAUUAGUAAGACUUAUACCGCGUUUGUUUAUUUCGCUACCAGUCGGAUUGAAAUGCAAUAAGUAAGAAUCUUUUGCACGGAAUCUAAAAAUAAUUGCAAGGCCAAAACAGUCUUGACGUGUAAAUGACGUCAAUUAGUUAUCUUCCAAAACAGAAUACGCCGUGUAUGAUUAAUAGCCGGACAAUGGGGAUUACUUGGAAGCCGUUACAAAAAAUGCAAAGUCGACAUUAUUUUUUAAUCGUUCUAUAAACAAUAUAAAAACAACAUCUAUAUAAAGGUUCGUAUGGGAUAGUUAUUAUGUUGUCUAUAAACUCAUAUAUUUGGAGUACAAACUACCACGCGGUUUGCACCAAUAACAGUGUCAACCUGCA
Molecule: messenger RNA, 1967 nt
Organism: Ciona intestinalis (vase tunicate)
Lineage: Eukaryota; Metazoa; Chordata; Ascidiacea; Phlebobranchia; Cionidae
Source: RefSeq, a predicted model, not a curated record